AUAAGUAUGCACAGGGCACGCUGUGCUUGGCAUAAGCGGUCUGCAGCGUGGGGAGAUUCAGCUGCAAAGGAUCAAGUGCCAGCUGCUUUCCAGACAUGCUGACAUUCUAAUGUCCCUGGAUUAUCUAUCUAUCUAUCUAUCUAUCUAUCUAUCAUGCUGCAAGAUUACUGUAUUCAAUCAGCACAAACGAGAAAUCUGUGGGAAUGAGGACACUGCGCUGGUUGCGCUCAGCGCAGAGUUUGUGUGCUGGGUUAAGAUGGAUUCCUGGGAUGGAACCGCAACAGCCUCAGGUGAAUCCGCAGUUGCUCCGGCUGGUCCAUACCUCGUCUCCACCUGAUCCUCCAAAAGCCACCCCCCAGACAAGCACUGUAACGGUAUUUGAAGAGGCCUUUGCCAAUCAGCAGAGGAAUAAGGCCUCGUUUGUGCAGGUGCUGGACCUGUUCUGUGGCCGCAGUGUGAGGAGGAGAGGACAUGUCGAAAUGAUCGAGGCCGCCCUCAGGUGGAUGCCAGAAUUUGGGGUGGAGAAAGACUUGGAGGUUUACAACAAACUGCUCGAUGUGUUCCCCAAGGAGGUCUUUGUCCCCAAAAACUUUAUUCAGAUAUAUUUCAACCAUUAUCCCCGCCAGCAGGAGUGUGCAAUCAAGGUACUAGAACAGAUGGAGUACUAUGGUGUCACCCCCAACAAGCACACCCGCUUCCUCCUGGUACAGACCUUUGGAAAGCUCAGCCAUCCUUUGAAAAAGUAUCAGCGGAUUAUGUACUGGUUCCCCCGGUUUAAAUACGCCAACCCUUACCCUCUACCUGACGGCAUAGAAGCGGAUCCCGUGGCUCUGUCGAAGAUGUGCCUGCAGCGUAUAGCAGCAGACAGGGACGCCCUUGCUACAGUCUAUCAGUUACCAUCAACGGAAGAGUGCGAGGAUGGGACGGUUCUAGAGCACGUACAUCUCGUGGGUAUCCAGUCCCCCAACCAGGUGUCCCUCCUUGCUGAGCAUGACCGCAGCUAUCCUGUUAUUGUGGAAGGUCCAUUUCCUUUGUGGCUGAAGAAGACCUGUGUGUAUUACUUCGUGCUGCGGGGUGACCCGGAGGCUAAAAAGAAGGAGGAGUUAGACCCUGAACGGUGUUUCUAUUACCCCCUGCAGCUGGAUCUAGAUCUGGAGAGGGAUCUUGGAGAUGAGCACACCUUUAACGUGGAUGAAGUGGAGGAAGGUCCAGUCUACGCCAUGUGCAUGACCGGUUCUGGAAAUGAGAAAUCACUGUUGAAGUGGAUUCAAGGGCUUGAAGAGACUAACCCAAUACUUGCCCAACUACCUGUCCUUUUCCGCUUGACCUCGGGUCUGCAGGAAGUCAGCACAGUCACCAAACAAGAGGACAAGUCGCAACAGAAGGAGGAGGAGGAGUCCGGACAACCAGAGCACCGGCAAAUGGAACAGUAACUGACUGUGCAGAAUUGCAGCCCCAGCUAUAAAGACUGAGCACCAUUGUAAUAACCAGGUUUUUGGUAAAUUACAGUGAAUUAUGUUUUUCAUGUGCAGUAAAUGAGAAUUGUUGUCCAGAAA
Pseudophryne corroboree (corroboree frog) is the source of this 1556-nucleotide messenger RNA. RefSeq names its product ECSIT signaling integrator (gene ECSIT). The transcript has 8 exons. Gene Ontology annotation, molecular function: protein binding. The record is from RefSeq and is a predicted model, not a curated record. Lineage: Eukaryota; Metazoa; Chordata; Amphibia; Anura; Myobatrachidae. Gene Ontology annotation, cellular component: mitochondrion. The coding region runs from base 204 to 1433 and encodes 409 amino acids. Gene Ontology annotation, biological process: innate immune response; cell surface receptor protein serine/threonine kinase signaling pathway.